Jatropha curcas is the source of this 3205-nucleotide messenger RNA. RefSeq lists its product as uncharacterized. Lineage: Eukaryota; Viridiplantae; Streptophyta; Magnoliopsida; Malpighiales; Euphorbiaceae. The record is from RefSeq and is a predicted model, not a curated record.
AGGAAAACCGAAAUUCUAUUUUCACCAUAUUGAAAAAAUUAAAAAUAAAUAAAUAAAGCCCGAAGUUUAAUUUUAAUUUUAUUUUAGAUAUAUUUUUUUAAGGAGCGAUCGCUAAAUCGUAAAUCCCUCUCUAAAACUCAAAAAAUUCAAAAUCCCUUACUAUGGCCUUUCACGUAGCUUGCCCAAUUACAUGUCGCCGAAUUUGCUUCUGCUCGCUAGGGUUUCCGCAGGAUCUCCACAGCGCGAAAUCCAAGGCUGAGUUCCUGUUCGAGGUUUCGAGAAUCGAAGAGUUUUUGAGAGAUCCUUUUGGAAUUAGGGAUUCUAAGGACGCGACUGUUCAGGUCCUUGUUCCUAAGGUUGCGCCGGUUCCGGCGGUUUCUUUGCCGACGUUGGGUGUUGUUCCGGUAGGAGAUGGAGGUGGCGGUGGUGGUGGCGCUGGUGCUGGUACUGGUGCUGGUGGUGAUUUGGGAGAGGAGGCUUCGGCUCAGACGAAACGUGUUGCGCUUCAGAGAAAAGCCGCUGCUGCUAUGGUCGCUGCUGAGGAUUAUGCCCGCCGUUUUGAGUCUGGUGAUAUGGCGGUUGCCUCUAUAACUGGAGAUGAGCAAGGGCUAUCCAACACAAAUGUAAUGUGCCGAAUGUGUUUUAAUGGUGAAACUGAAGGAAGUGAAAGGGCAAGGAGGAUGCUUUCAUGCAAAAGUUGUGGCAAGAAGUACCAUAGAAGCUGUUUGAAGUCAUGGGCCCAAAAUAGAGAUUUAUUUCACUGGAGUUCAUGGACCUGUCCGUCUUGUCGAAUCUGCGAGAUAUGCCGAAGAACUGGAGAUCCAAAUAAGUUUAUGUUUUGCAAAAGGUGUGAUGGUGCGUACCAUUGUUACUGCCAACAUCCUCCACACAAGAAUGUCAGUUCUGGACCAUACUUAUGCCCCAAACAUACAAGGUGUCACAGCUGUGGAUCUUCUGUCCCCGGAAAUGGUCUAAGUGUCAGGUGGUUUCUGGGAUACACGUGCUGUGAUGCUUGUGGAAGAUUGUUUGUGAAGGGAAAUUACUGCCCUGUUUGUUUGAAGGUUUAUCGAGAUUCAGAGUCAACACCAAUGGUCUGCUGUGAUAUUUGCCAGCGCUGGGUGCAUUGCAGUUGUGAUGGCAUCAGUGAUGAAAAAUAUCUACAGUUUCAAGUGGAUGGAAAUCUCCAGUACAAAUGUGCUACAUGUCGGGGAGAGAGCUACCAGGUAAAGGAUCUUGAAGAUGCUGUUCAAGAACUCUGGAGAAGACGAGAUAAAGCUGAUCGAGGUUUAAUUGCAAGCUUGAGGGCUGCUGCAGGGUUGCCAACUCAAGAAGACAUAUUUUCUAUUUCACCUUAUUCAGAUGAUGAAGAAAAUGGUUCUGUGAUGGUAAAAAAUGAAUUUGGACGUUCUCUAAAGCUCUCACUCAAAGGGUUAGUUGAUAAGUCACCGAAGAAGAGCAAGGAAUGUGGAAAGAAAUCAUCAAGUAAGAUAUCUGCCAAGAAAAAAGGUUCUCAGGCUUCUUUAAUUAGUAAAGCAGAACCACAUGAACAUGACAUUAGUGAUGACGCCGGGCCUUAUAAAAAAGGACCAAAUGCAUAUUCUUCUCCGGUUGCUGGGAUUGUAAACUAUGCUGAUGGAGUUUGCUCUGUUAAUCAGCCAGGGGUUUUGAAACAUAAGUUUGUGGAUGAGGUAAUGGUGAGUGAUGGAGAAAAGACGUCUAGAAUUGUCAAGAUUAAGAGUAAUAAACCUCAUGAUUUGGAUAGUGGGGAUGAUACUGAAAAACAGACCAACAAGUCAAAAUCAGUGAAGGCUAAGAAGUUAGUUAUAAAUCUAGGUGCAAGAAAAAUAAAUGUAACUAAUUCUCCAAGAUCCGACGCUUCAAGCUACCAAAGAGAUCAAGAUUUGACAACUUCCAAUGGCAGCGAAGAUAUAGGCCAACAUGGAAUGAAUGUCAGGUUUGCAGGUGAUAGACAUGAAGGCACUAGCGAUGCAGAUACAGUUGAUCACUCUGGCCAAAUAAGAAGUUUGAAGUUUCCAAUAAAGGAAGGAAAUUUUAUCAAGUUUGGAAAAGUGAAACCUGAAACUUCCAACUUAAAUCCCAAAUUUGAGAGAGGAAGUGGUACAGAUGGAUAUGAAACUGUCCCUUCAGAUCAUACUCGUGUCUCGUCAGGUAAAAGAAGCAUAGAUGGAAGUGGGACUGGAGUUGGGCCUGUAAGUGAAGUCUCUGCAUUGAGAGGUUUAGGGAAGCAACCAGAAGUCAGGCCUGAGACAUAUGCUGAAAGCAAUGAUGAUUCUGGUGAUACACCUAUUUUGCAAUCAUUGCCGAAAGAUUCCAAAUUUUCACUGAAGUUAAAGAUUAAAAAACCUAAUAUUUUAAAUCAGUAUUCUCGAAAACCUCCACCUGAGGAAGAAAAGAGUUCCAUAAGGGGUCAAAGGUCAAAAAGAAAGAGACCGUCAAGCUUGCUGGAGAAGACAUCUUUUAUUGAAGAUGAAGAUGCCACACAAUCACAUCAAGACAGUGAGAUGAUGGAAGCUAGUUGGAUAUUGAAGAAGUUGGGUAAAGAUGCUAUUGGAAAGAGAGUUGAAGUUCAUCAACCAUCUGAUAACUCAUGGCAUAAGGGAGUGGUAUCCGACUUUAUUGGAGGCACAGCAACAUUAUCUGUUACUCUGGAUGACAGUAGAAUAAAAACCUUGGAACUCGGGAAGCAAGCGGUUCGCUUUGUUCCUCAAAAGCAAAAGAGGACAAAAACAUGAAUGUUUAUCUUUUUGGCAAUUGUUGAUCAUCACAUGUGGAGACAUCUUCCAUAUUAGAGGUGAAGUACCAGUCUCCAUUCCUCAAAGACUGAACAGAUUCAAUUUAAUAUUUUCUGGUUGCUUCUAUCACUGCUGAUAGAUAUUUCUUCAAAGAAUUGUUCAUUGGGGCAGUUCACUCAGUUUCAUGAAGAAAUGAUCCUGGACAACCGGAGAUUAUUUCAAAGGAGCAGUCUCUAUUUUUAUUUCUUUUCCAAUACUCCCUGUAUUUUUAAUGCAUAAUUGAUCUAGCAAAUGUAGCUUUUUCUUCCCAAUGUUCUGUAUGCUGUAUUGAGGCAUCUACAUAAACAUGCUUUGUCUUAGUGAUUUUGAUUAUGUUAGUGGCAUUUGCCUUGUUAUUAAAAACUUAGAAUUAGUCCAUGGCUUUUUCAAAGGCAAAAUCUUCGUUUGUGCAA